Messenger RNA from Protopolystoma xenopodis, 339 nucleotides. Lineage: Eukaryota; Metazoa; Platyhelminthes; Monogenea; Polystomatidea; Polystomatidae. The record is from the annotation of a GenBank genome assembly.
AUGGAGGCGCGAAGUGUCGACAAGCCGACAGCACUCUCCGACUCACACUGGCAUCCGGGACUCGAACAUGCAUCCUCAGCAGCCGUGUGUCCAUUCGCAUUGCGUGCUCACACCUUUGUAACCCAAGCCCCAAGUAUUUUGUGCGAUUCAACUUAUGUAAACGCCUACACACACAUACGCCCCCGUACCCACACGCAGAGGAUGUUAGCAUGUCAUAACGACGGCGUGUCGAGGUCGAAAAACACUUCUUUCUGUUAUCUUCACAACCCUUUGCAUGACCGAGUCCCCUCGUCCGGCCUCGGACGACCAGUAAGUCGGACCGAAAGAAAAAUCACAUAG